Molecule: messenger RNA, 1084 nt
Organism: Cucurbita pepo subsp. pepo (vegetable marrow)
Lineage: Eukaryota; Viridiplantae; Streptophyta; Magnoliopsida; Cucurbitales; Cucurbitaceae
Gene: AGD15
Product: ARF-GAP domain 15
Molecular function (GO): GTPase activator activity
Source: RefSeq, a predicted model, not a curated record
CGCAUUAUUUGAGGAUUUCCAACCGUUUCCCUCACAAUCUGUGGAGCCAAUCAUUACAGAACUCUUUUUCUUGCCUCUUCAUCGCCGUUCCCGAUAAUUCUCUGUUCGGAGACACCAGAGGCGAAGGCGACUUCCUCAGAAACUGCAGUGAAUCGAUCGUCGUAUCGUAGCGGACCGUCAAAUCCGAGUCCAAACAUGAACGAGAAGGCCUCCGUCUCUAAGGAGCUCGAAGCCAAACAUACUAAGAUUCUAGAAGGCCUUCUCAAGCUUCCAGAAAACAGGGAAUGUGCCGACUGCCGGAGCAAGGCUCCACGAUGGGCAAGUGUGAACCUUGGAAUUUUUAUAUGCAUGCAAUGCUCGGGUAUUCAUCGGAGUCUUGGAGUACAUAUUUCAAAGGUACGGUCUACUACUCUUGAUACGUGGCUACCAGAACAGGUUGCUUUUAUGCAGUCUAUGGGAAAUGAGAGAUCGAAUUGUUACUGGGAAGCAGAACUACCACCAAAUGUUGAUAACAGAGGGAAUCAAAUGUUCAUUCGUGCCAAGUACGAAGAGAAAAGGUGGGUUUCAAAGAACAAGACACACCCAACUCCACAAUUAGGUGGAAUGAGAAGUAUUUAUUGUGAUUCGAUUGAAACUGAACCCAAAAGCUCUAUUUCAAAGAAGAUGAGGAACUUCUCUCUUGAUGAAGAGAUUCUCACAAAGCACGUGACGAAAACAACUCCUCCAGUAGCAAAAUCACGCGGGAAUUCUUUAGAUAUGAAGAACCAUAUGAUUAUUUUAGCUCCUCCAAGAGGGCCUUCAUCUGUGAAAGGAAUUGAUACAUCCACAAAAAAUACAAAUGGAUCCCCAGAUCUCUUCAUAUAUCUCCAAGAUGCAAAACAGGACUUCCCUAGCGUAGUUCCAGAUCGUUGGGCAACUUUCGAUUGACAGGUGAAUUUUACACACCUAGCUUCUUGAUAAAUUAUCCAUUUGUGAUGGUUAAAUUUGGAAGAAGCAUAUCUUGUCCGCAAGGUUUGUUUCUUCUAUAAAACACCAGUCUUCGUACUUUAAGAUUCGAAAGAAAUAAAUUUAUUUUUACGUUUUA